CCUGAUUCGAAAAACGGGGAUUUGUGAAUCCGACGCUCCAACUAAUUUGCAUCAAGUAUAAAUAUCAGAAAUUUCUGAAACUAGAUUAUUACUGAAUCGCGCUUCACUAACACCAGUCAUGAUUCGCUUGCUUGUGGUUAGCGCUUUGGUGGCCUCAGCCCUCGCCGAUGUCUCGCAUAUUUUGGGUCGCCGCCCCUUCGUCGCACCCGUUCGCGCUGUUUCAGUGCAACCCGUUGCCACUGCCUCCAACUACCGCCCUAUUGCCAUCCUCCGCCAAAGCCAAGACUCGUCUCCUGAUGGCAGUUACCAAUACAGUUACGAGACGGAGAAUGGGAUAAAUGCCGAGGAAAGAGCUGAAGUUCGGGCUGUCGGCAACGAGUUGGAGAAGACUGCUCAAGGAGCUUUUUCAUGGACGUCUCCUGAAGGAGAACAAGUUUCAGUGUCUUAUAUCGCCGAUGGUAACGGGUACCAACCGCAGGGAAGUCAUUUGCCUGUUGCUCCCCCAAUUCCUCCAGCGAUUCAAAGGGCUUUGGAAUGGAUUGCGGCGCAUCCCGAGCCAGAAAGUGCGGUUUAUGGACAAAGAAGAUUCUAAAUUUAGGAUUUGCGAAUUUUGUUGUAAAAUUUAAUAAAGUGGUUUUAGUAA
Messenger RNA from Tribolium madens (black flour beetle), 643 nucleotides. RefSeq names its product larval cuticle protein LCP-17-like. Lineage: Eukaryota; Metazoa; Arthropoda; Insecta; Coleoptera; Tenebrionidae. Gene Ontology annotation, cellular component: chitin-based extracellular matrix. The transcript is spliced from 3 exons. Gene Ontology annotation, molecular function: structural constituent of chitin-based larval cuticle. The coding region runs from base 119 to 592 and encodes 157 amino acids. The record is from RefSeq and is a predicted model, not a curated record.